UUUACACACCGACGGCGGAGUGACCCAUGCAAGCUGUUCUGGAGCAGGUAGGGUAAGUGCCUUGCUCAGGAACACCUUGACACUCAGUUAGUGGGAGCAGGGGACCGCAACCUUCUACUGGCAACCUUCCAGUUACCAGCCAGCCAACCCGCUCUACCUGAGCUACAUGCCGCCCCAGCACACCCCCGCAGCACCUCUGUUCUGUUCCUGGUCUACAUUUAACUUUCAGUUCGGAUGUCAAGGCGUUUCUGGCAGGAGGUCAUCGUUUUUAAACGCCUACACGGGCCAGCCAAUAGACGUUGGCCUACCUGACCUCACUCCAGCUGACCUACUGAGUGUAUACAUCUUACUCCUCAGUGUCCAACUUUAAACUAAAGUCUCUGAUGAGAGUCUGAUGGAUUACGAUGAGGAAUGGCAGCACAACGACCUGUGGCCAAAUGGCAGCUACUCCAACGGCAGCAGCAGUGGUGCUUUGGAAACAUCAUUUUUCCAACUACAUGACAAAAUCCUCAACAUCGUUGUGCCAAUCACCAUGUUCUGUACCAUGGUGUCGCUGGGCUGUACCAUGCAGUGGUCCAAGAUCAAGGAUCACAUGAAGAGACCCAGGGGGAUGAUCCUAGCAGCAGGAGCUCAGUUCGGCAUCAUGCCUCUCUCGGCAUUUGUCCUAGCCAAGGCGUUCAAACUGGAGCCGUUGCCGGCGGUGGCGGUGAUGAUCUGUGGCUGCUGCCCGGGGGGAACCCUGUCCAACAUGCUGACGCUGCCCAUUCAGGGCGACAUGAACCUCAGCAUCGUGAUGACGUCCUGCUCGUCCGUGCUGGCUCUGGCCAUGAUGCCUCUGCUGCUGUACGUGUACUGCCAGGGCUUCCCCGGCCUGGUGGGCUUGGUACCCUACGGCCGCAUCAUUCUCGGCCUGGUGCUGACCAUCGUCCCCUGCACCAUCGGCAUCCUCAUCACCCACUUCAGGCCGCAGUGGACCCGCACCUCCAAGAUUAUCCUGGGUGUCCUGACGGUAGCCAUCCUGCUGAUUGUCGCUGCGGCGGUCAUGACUGUGGGUAAACACAUCCUCCUGGAGAUGAGUCCUUCCCUCAUCGCCAUCGGCAGUCUGAUGCCCCUCAUCGGCUUCAUCCUGGGAUACGGCCUCGCCGCCCUGUUCAAGCUCAAUGAAUCAUCCCGGAGGACCAUCUCCAUUGAAACGGGCUGCCAGAACAUCCAGCUGGCCUACGCCAUUCUGAAGUUGGGUUUCCCGCCAGGAGUCAUCGGGAAUCUCUCUAUAUUCCCUUUCGUCUACGUCCUAUUCCAGCUGAUGGAGGCUGGAGUGCUCAUUCUGGGGUCCAGAUGUUACCAGAGGUACAAGACCAAGCAUAAAGCUGGAGCGGAGGAGCUGUUCCAGCCAACAGACGCCUACAUUGGGGUUGAAGUGGUUAGGGAACACUCACCUGAGACACGCCCCAAAUUAAAAUCCUAGAAGCAAGAUCCUGUUGACAAGGGUUAGCUUGAAGUGGAAAAGGUGACGUCUGUCGAGAGCACGUUCCCUCUAGCCUUAGUGACAUUUGUCACAGUUGGGUCCACUACCUCCUAAUGUGUAUAGAAGUCAGAUGCAAGUACAAUGCUUUGGUUGCUCGGAACUUUUGGUAUGUAAAUGUACUCUUGAUUCAAGUGAUCUUUAGGCCUAAUAAAUAUUUUUCAAA
Messenger RNA from Gadus chalcogrammus (walleye pollock), 1688 nucleotides. It is a transcript of the gene slc10a1, whose product is annotated as solute carrier family 10 member 1. NCBI's taxonomy places the organism in Eukaryota, Metazoa, Chordata, Actinopteri, Gadiformes, Gadidae. The transcript is spliced from 9 exons. The record is from RefSeq and is a predicted model, not a curated record. Gene Ontology annotation, cellular component: membrane. Bases 395 to 1465 code for a protein of 356 amino acids. Gene Ontology annotation, biological process: bile acid and bile salt transport. Gene Ontology annotation, molecular function: bile acid:sodium symporter activity.